UGAAAGGCAUGUAUCGAGACUGCGUUACACUCAGUCUCAGCAUUUGCUUUUCCAAAAUCUUAGGUCUCCGAUCUCAACACAGAUCUAGAUCUAGAUCUAAUCUAGUCUAGAUCCAAUUAUAGUUCAUAUCUAAGAAGCUGUCCAGCAUGGAGGUGGAAACAGAUGUGUUAGCUGCAGUUUCAUCUACUGUAGAUAUAAAGUCAAAUGAAUUAACAGAGUUUUCAUCUUCUGAAGAUUUGAAACCAUCUUCUGCUGGCAUCAAAACAGAAUUAUUGUCAUUUUUUAAUUUUCAGAAUAUAAAACCUGACAUGACAUUUAAAACUUCUCAAGAUGUUGAACCUAAUGUUAAUUCAGAAUUUUCUUCUUCUAAUGACAUAAAACCAGAUUUAUCAUUUUUUAAUUUCCAGGAUAUACAACCUAACAUGUCAUUUAAAACUUCUCAAGAUGUUAAACCUGAUAUUACAUUUUCAAUUGAAAAAAUUAAUAAGAAACCUGCUGCAUUAGCAGAAUUUUCAACAUCUGAAAAUUUAAAACCAGAAUUAUCAGCUACUGAAAAUUUAAAACAAGAUUUCACAACAGAAUUAUUAGCAGAAUUUUCAACAUCUGAAAAUUUAAAACCAGAAUUAUCAGCUACUGAAAAUUUAAAACAAAAUUUCACAACAGAAUUUUUAUUUUUUGAGAAUAAACAAGAAAACGGACUUGAAGAAAAUCUACAAUUGUCUAGGGGCAAUGAAAAUACAAUUGUUUAUUAUCAUCAAAAGUUUUCUCAAAGUUCUAAAAGUAAUAUGCAUAAAAAUGUUCAUUCAGAAGAUAAGCCAUAUGAGUGUGAGGUUUGUCUUAAAAGGUUUUCUCAAAAUUCUAACUUAAGUAAACAUAAAAAUAUUCAUUCAGGAGAUAAGCCAUAUGAUUGUGACAUUUGUCAUAAAAAUUUUGCAGAUAAGAACGAGCUAUUACGACAUAAAAAAGUUCAUUUAGUAGGUAACCCAUAUCAUUGUGAUGUUUGUUUGAAAAGAUUUCCAUAUAGUUCUUAUUUAAAAGAACAUAAAAAUUUUCAUUCAGGAGAUAAACCAUAUGAAUGUGAUGUUAGUCAAAAAAAGUUUUCUCGAAGUUCUCAUUUAAGAACACAUAAAAAGGUUCAUUCAGGAAAUAGGCCACAUGAAUCUUGUGAUGUUUGUCAUAAAAACUUUGUUGGAAAGAAUAAUCUAUUACAACACAAAAAUGUUCAUUCAGGAGAUAAGCCAUAUAAAUGUAAUGUUUGUCUUAAAAGAUAUCAAUAUAGUUCUUGUUUAAGUAAACAUAAAAAGAUUCAUUCAGGAGAAAUGGCAUAUGAUUGUGAUGUUUGUCAUAAAAUCUUUGCAGAUAAAAAUGGUCUAUUGCAACAUAAAAAAGUUCAUUCAGGUGAUAAGCCAUAUGAAUGUGAUGUUUGUCAUAAAAGGUUUUCUCAAAGUUGUUAUUUAAGAGAACAUAAAAAAGUUCAUUCAGGAGAUAAACUACAUGAAUGUGAUGUUUGUCUUAAAAGAUUUCAAUAUAGUUCUGUUUUAAGUAAACAUAAAAAGAUUCAUUCAGGAGAUAAGCCAUAUGAAUGUGAUGUUUGUCAUAAAAGGUUUUCUCAAAGUUCUCAUUUAAGAGAACAUAAAAAAGUUCAUUCAGGAGAUAAACCACAUGAAUGUGAUGUUUGUCUUAAAAGAUUUCAAUAUAGUUCUGUUUUAAGUAAACAUAAAAAGAUUCAUUCAGGAGAUAAGCCAUAUGAAUGUGAUGUUUGUCAUAAAAGGUUUUCUCAAAGUUAUCAUUUAAGAGAGCAUAAAAAAGUUCAUUCAGGAGAUAAACCACAUGAAUGUGAUGUUUGUCAUAAAAAGUUUUCUCGAAGUUCUGUUUUAAGAAGACAUAAAAAGGUUCAUUCAGGAGAAAGGCCUCAUGAAUGUGAUGUUUGUCAUAAAAGGUUUUCUCAAAGUUUUAAUUUAAGAACACAUAAAAUGAUUUAUUCACAUGAAAGGCCACAUGAAUCAUGAUGGAUGUGAUGUUUGUCCUAUAAGAUUUGCUUGGAAGACAUAAUUAAGACAUAAUUUUGUAGAUUUGUGAAAAAAUUCAUAUGAAUUACUCAGAAUAGUUAUUUAACUAAACUUUUAAAAAAACUUUUUGGCCAUAAAAUUUUUUCUCAACAUUCUUAUUUAAGUGCACAUGAAAAAGUUCAUUCAGGAGACAAGCUACAUGAAUGUGGUAUUUGUCAUUAAAGAUUUUCUAGAAGUUGUAGUCUAAAUAAUGUUUUUCACAAAAGAUUUUCUCAAAUAUCUAAUUUAAAUACUUUAAAAAAAUUCAUUCUAUAUGUAAGACAGAGGAAUGUGAUGUUGGUAAGGAAAUGUUUUCUUUUAAAGUUACUUUAUAUUGCCAAAGAAAUUCAUCAUGACUUAAAACCAAUUUAAUGUCAUUGUUUACUUUCUCGAAUAUACAAAGUAUAGAGAAAGUCUUGUAAUCGUGCAAAAAAAAAUAAUCGAGAUUUUUACAAAGCUUGACAUUUUACACCUCACUGAUACGGAAAAACAAUUUUGCAAUCUUGUCUGCAAAUUAUUAUUAUUAAAUUUCUUAUAACUUGUUCUCUGCACAUAACUUUAACUAGUAGUUAACGAAUUGUGGGUCAUAGUUAAUACAUUUUUAUAUUUGUAUUAUGAAAAGAUUCUUUUGUCAAAGAGUAAACCUUGACAAUUAUUAUAAAUACUGUAAAAAGAAAUUUAUUCUAUUAUGUCAGCAGCAUGUGUAAUUUUUUCUUUAUGUAUCCUACUUCUUUUUGUGUUAUUUGUAAAUAUGUAUUAUAGAUUAUGUUUUUUUUUUAAUUAUUUAAAUGUAUUUGUAACAUGUUAUCAAUAUAAACAGUAUGCCAAAUCUCAGACUCCUCUCUGCAUGUUAUGUGAUUGAAAAAAGUAUAAAAUAAUUUUCCUUACAUAUUCAUAUAGGGUAUAGAAUUUUAUGAUUAACUAUACAUUUCAAUGUCAUAAAUUAACAUAUAAUUUUUUUUUACAAAAACAGCAUACAAAUUAUAAAUUUGAAGAAUAGAAAAACUAAAGCUGCAAUUGUUACAUUUUGGUAUCUUAUUCUUAGUUUCAACAUAAUGUAAUUUUUGGCUAGUUGUUAUUUAAUUUUAUAUUCCUUACUUUAAAAAAAACCUUUUAAUGUACAUUCUAAUGUGAAUCAUUAGAAAUUGUAACAUUAACAUUUUGAGAAAUAA
Physella acuta is the source of this 3220-nucleotide messenger RNA. Its product is annotated as zinc finger protein 883. Gene Ontology annotation, molecular function: RNA polymerase II transcription regulatory region sequence-specific DNA binding; DNA-binding transcription factor activity, RNA polymerase II-specific. The record is from RefSeq and is a predicted model, not a curated record. Gene Ontology annotation, cellular component: nucleus. Gene Ontology annotation, biological process: regulation of transcription by RNA polymerase II. NCBI's taxonomy places the organism in Eukaryota, Metazoa, Mollusca, Gastropoda, Physidae.